Aethina tumida (small hive beetle) is the source of this 1606-nucleotide messenger RNA. RefSeq names its product 5-methylcytosine rRNA methyltransferase NSUN4. The transcript is spliced from 4 exons. NCBI's taxonomy places the organism in Eukaryota, Metazoa, Arthropoda, Insecta, Coleoptera, Nitidulidae. Bases 149 to 1591 code for a protein of 480 amino acids. Gene Ontology annotation, cellular component: mitochondrial large ribosomal subunit. Gene Ontology annotation, biological process: rRNA methylation. The record is from RefSeq and is a predicted model, not a curated record. Gene Ontology annotation, molecular function: methyltransferase activity.
UAUUCGAGUGUAAUUAGGACGAUUGUUAAAAAAUUUAAACUAUCCGCAUUAUUCAACCAAUCAAUUUCAACUCAUCUAUUAACCAAUCACGAGUAUCCAUUCUGACUUCUAUUUUGAAUCGCCCAAAAUUUUAGGUUAGGUUUAAAAAAUGUUUUCCUAUAGCAUUCUAAAACAAAUUUCUAAACAUUUUAAACAUACUAUACGAUAUAAGCACGCUCCAGAUCAUUGGUCGGUUGUACGUAAAAAAAUCCACCCAGUAGACAAGGCAUUGGAACAUUUCGACGACUUUUAUAAACAAGUGUUUGGCAAAAAAACAUGGGAAAGGAUCCGAGAAGGACUGUUGGGCAAACAAAAAUACGUGGCUAUUGUAAACAAUUAUGCGGACGACGAAGACACAUGUAAUACCUUCGAAAUGGAUGGUGCAAUAAAUGUUCGGAGGAUAUUUGAGUUGGAAAAAGAUUACAUUAGGGAAGAAGCUAAGCAAUCCAAACGUAAUAAUGCAUUAAAUGAAAUUUUUAGAAUGGAAAAACAAAUGGAUAAAAAUGUUCAAUCACAAGAGAAUGAACAUGAGAAAGAAGAAUUUUCAGCUAAAAAAUUCUCAUUGGAAAGUAGCUUGGGUAGUGCAGAACUUGACAAUAGAAGAUUAAUAGAUACACAAAAUGCUUUAUCAACAGAAAUUUUACACGAAUUUGUGCCAGCCACAAAAAUAAAAGGCAGAGAAGAUUUCAUACCAGAAUCUUCCCAUUACAAACUGUAUGAUGAUUCAUCGAAAUUUACUGUAAAUGUUGAACGCGAAUUUGAUUUACAUUUCCCCCAAAAACUUAAUGUCUAUUGUUACAUGUCUGAAGAAGACUUCAAACCUUCCUUAAAAGGAAAAACUGGAGUCUUGAAUUAUUAUUUAAUGGAUGGUGCUUCAGUUUUACCCAUAUUGGCCCUAGAUUUGAAACCAGGAUUAAGUAUUUUAGACAUGUGUGCAGCACCAGGUGGUAAAAGUUUAUUGUGCCUACAGAGUUUGUACCCUGAUAAGGUUGUUUCGAAUGAUGUUUCUAGAAGCAGAGUUAACAGAAUUGAAAAUGUUUACAGGCAGUUUUUAUAUGAUUUUAAUGAGAUAUGGUUGAAAACAGGGAAGAUCAAACUCACUAAUCAUGAUGGGAGGUUUAUUACAAAUGAAAAUUUUGAUAGGAUUCUAGUGGAUGUUCCAUGUACAACUGAUAGACAUUCAUUAAAAGAAAAUGAUAACAACAUUUUUAAGCCAAGUAGAAUAAAAGAAAGACUAAAACUUCCAGAAUUACAAUGUGAAUUGUUAGUAAAUGCUCUAAAAAUAAUUAACAAAGGAGGAAUAGUUGUCUAUUCAACUUGUUCAUUAAGUCCUAUUCAGAAUGAUGGAGUUGUUCACAUGGCAUUAAAAAAAAUUUGGGAGGAAACAAAAUUUGAAAUAGUAGUAAAGGAUUUAUCUCCAGCUUUAUUGCAAGCAAGAAAUCUCUUCAGUUUUGCAAGAAAGGAUUUGUUGAAGUAUGGACAUUUAGUAAUCCCAAAUGUUGAAAAGAAUUUUGGACCAAUGUACUUUUGUAAAAUGCAAAGGAUAAAAUAGUUUAAUUAAGCAAAA